UUUCUUUCUUUCUUUUUUUUUUUUGUCUCUCUUUUUUUUAUAUAUAUUAUAAUAAUGAAUGCAUCCAAAACACUUGUCGUUGAUAACGGUACCGGUUUUGUGAAAUGUGGUUAUGCAGGUUCCAACUUUCCUGAACAUGUGUUUCCUAGUGUAGUUGGUCGUCCCAUCCUACGAGCUGAAGAACGUGUGGGAGAUGUUCAAGUCAAAGAUAUUAUGAUUGGUGAUGAAGCAGCAGCCCUUCGCAACAUUCUUCAAAUGUCAUAUCCAAUGGAAAAUGGUAUUAUUAGAAACUGGGAAGAUAUGCGUCACUUGUGGAAUUAUACUUUUGAUGAACAACUUCAAGUGGAUCCUCGUGAUUGCAAAAUAUUAUUGACCGAGGCUCCAAUGAAUCCUCGCUCGAAUCGUGAACAAAUGGCUCAAAUCAUGUUUGAAGAAUACGGUUUCCAAGGUAUCUAUGUAGCUAUCCAAGCUGUCUUGACUUUGUUUGCUCAAGGGCUCAUGUCUGGUGUAGUAGUGGAUUCUGGUGAUGGUGUUACUCAUAUUGUACCUGUGUAUCAAGGUUAUGCUCCUGCUAACUUGACUCGUCGUUUGGAUGUAGCUGGUCGACAUGUGACAAAAUAUCUCAUCAAACUUUUACUCCUCCGUGGAUAUGCUUUUAAUCGUACUGCCGAUUUUGAAACUGUACGUCAAAUCAAGGAAGAAUUCUGUUAUGUUAGUUACGAUCUUGAAAUGGAUCAAAAAUUAGGGGUUGAAACAACCACAUUGGUAGAAUCAUACGAACUACCUGAUGGACGUAUCAUUAAGGUAGGAUCAGAACGAUUUGAAGCUCCUGAAUGUUUGUUCCAACCUCAUUUGGUAGAUGUGGAUGCUCCAGGCAUGGCUGAAAUGCUAUUCAAUACCAUUCAAUCAGCUGAUAUUGAUAUCCGUGCUGAUCUUUACAAACAUAUUGUUCUUUCUGGUGGCUCAACAAUGUAUCCUGGUUUGCCUAGUCGUUUGGAGAAAGAAGUCAAGCAAUUAUACCUCACCAAUGUAUUGAAUGGGGAUGCCAGUCGAUUGAACAAAUUCAAGAUCCGGAUCGAAGAUCCUCCUAGACGUAAACAUAUGGUGUACCUUGGUGGGGCUGUCUUGGCUGAUAUCAUGAAAGACAAAGAUUCUUGGUGGGUGACUCGACAAGAAUGGGAAGAAAUGGGUCCCCGUGCUUUAGAUAAGAUGGGUGUUCUUGGAUCUACUGCUUGAUGGAAAUGAUGUUUUUAUUAUAUUUUUUUAUUAUUAUUAUUAUUACAAUCAAUAAACAAUCAUUACAAUCCUUAUUGACUAUA
Halteromyces radiatus is the source of this 1319-nucleotide messenger RNA. Its product is annotated as actin family. NCBI's taxonomy places the organism in Eukaryota, Fungi, Mucoromycota, Mucoromycetes, Mucorales, Cunninghamellaceae. Gene Ontology annotation, molecular function: actin filament binding. The record is from RefSeq and is a predicted model, not a curated record. The transcript is spliced from 7 exons. Gene Ontology annotation, cellular component: actin cortical patch; Arp2/3 protein complex. The coding region runs from base 55 to 1236 and encodes 393 amino acids. Gene Ontology annotation, biological process: Arp2/3 complex-mediated actin nucleation.